AUGUCCAAAAACGGCGAAGAGUACAAGGUUGUCUCCUCAAAGGGGAUGAUGGCUGUCCCUGGUCAUGAUCACGGCGCCAUUGGUCAUGCACUUGAUUGUGGUGCGAGUCUCGUAAUCCCACAAGUCGAAAACGUCGAGCAGGCAAAACACGUCAUUUCGGCUGCAAAGUUUGGAACGAACCAGAACGGGACUCGGUCCUUGCCUCCCUUCCGUCUUGUUCCUGGGUUCACUGAUGCCCCGUAUGACACUUCGCGCGACCUGCACAAGUGCCUCAACGACCAGGCUGCCAUCAUGAUCCAAAUUGAAUCAGCUGAGGGGGUUCGCAAUCUCGACGCGAUUCUCACAGAAUGUCCCGAUAUUGAUAUCGUAUGGUUUGGGACACUUGAUGCGCGGGUCAGCAUGAAUCUUGAAGCCAAGUGGGGUGGCAUCGGUGCCACAGAGCCCGAAUGGCUGGAGAUAUCCCAACUGUUCUUCAACACGAUUGACAAGCAUGACAAACCGUACGCCGGCUUUGCGUUUGGAUCUGCUCCUCUCGGCAGCUCCGAAAAGCUGAAGGCGGCUGGGGAGCGUAUGAGCCUCAUCAUGGUUGCUGCCGACGUGGUCCAUCUAGGUGGUCUUGCACAAGAUCUCCAGCAGGCAAGGAUCCUGGUUGGAUAUGAAGGCAAGAUGGGAGAAAGCAAGAAUGUCAAUGGAUGGAGGGACAGUAAACUUUAG
Messenger RNA from Colletotrichum chrysophilum, 714 nucleotides. RefSeq lists its product as uncharacterized. Bases 1 to 714 code for a protein of 237 amino acids. The record is from RefSeq and is a predicted model, not a curated record. The transcript is spliced from 2 exons. Gene Ontology annotation, cellular component: cytoplasm. NCBI's taxonomy places the organism in Eukaryota, Fungi, Ascomycota, Sordariomycetes, Glomerellales, Glomerellaceae. Gene Ontology annotation, molecular function: aldehyde-lyase activity.